GGAGGAGGAGGCGAGGCCAGAGUCGGAGCGAUUCGCCUAUAUAAGGCUUAAAUAGGGCCGCGCUUGGCACAGUGUUUGACGGAGUUGCUUUCACUUGCCAGUCGCAGUGCCAGCCAAACGGGCGACAAAUCGGUCCGAACAAAUAAUUACCAAUCCGAGUGGAUACAAGAUUCAGACAAUUCCUAACAAAAUGAAAGUGCUCAUACUCAUCGCGAUGCUUGUCCUGUCCUGCCACGGACAGCACCAGCACCAGCACCAACACCAGCAGCAGCAGCAGCACCACAACCAGCAUCACAACGUCAAUAACAUACCGCGGGACGAGAAGCCCGACCAUCAUCGUCACGAGGAUCUGCGCGAGACGAGCACAUGGAUACCCAUUCUCAAGUACAACAAGGAACAGAGCGAGGACGGCAGUUACAAGACGGAGUACGAGACGGGCAACAACAUCAUCCACGAGGAGACUGGCUUCCUCAAGGACUUUGACACGAAUCCGAACGGAGUUCUGGUACAACAUGGCCAGUACUCGUACCAGUCGCCGGAGGGCCAGCUGGUUAAUGUUCAGUACACGGCAGAUGAGAACGGCUUCCGUGCGACAGGCGACCACAUACCCACACCGCCGGCCAUACCCGAGGAGAUCCAGAAGGGUCUGGACCAGAUCUAUGCUGGCAUCAAGCUGCAGCAGGAGCGACUCGAGCAGCGGGCCAAAACGGAUCCAGACUUUGCCCGGAAGCUGGAGGAGCGUCGCAUUGCCAAUCAGAAUGGCCAAUAUAUCGGUCUGCUCGAGAACCAGUAGAAUCAGAAGCUAACCCCCAGCCCCCCACCGUACCGAUCACCCUGGAAACGUGAACUUUACCAUACUCUGUCCUGCCACAAAAUCCACAACAAUAAGACUGUGAUUUCAUUUGCGAACUCUUCCAAAAAUUUCCAUCUGGAAUCUCGAAAUUUGCAUAAUUAAAUAGGUUCCCCUCAGAAAAACACACAAGACGCACUCAUCGGGCACCUCUCAAUAAACUAUUAUUUUGUUAACGAGUGUGAAAGUUUUGCCGCUUUAAAAUAAUAAAAGAAAAACUAACGUUUCCAUUAUGCCGAACCGA
This is a messenger RNA of Drosophila subobscura, 1094 nucleotides long. RefSeq names its product pupal cuticle protein 27 (gene Cpr49Ah). The transcript is spliced from 2 exons. Lineage: Eukaryota; Metazoa; Arthropoda; Insecta; Diptera; Drosophilidae. Gene Ontology annotation, molecular function: structural constituent of chitin-based larval cuticle. Bases 191 to 793 code for a protein of 200 amino acids. Gene Ontology annotation, cellular component: chitin-based extracellular matrix. The record is from RefSeq and is a predicted model, not a curated record.